GGUAGUCACAUGAGCCGAGGAUAGACGAUCGCAAGUUUCUUACUUCUGUGCAAUAGGUGGCAAUUUUUUGUUUCUAAACAACCGUUCUGACAAGAUUUUUGUGAUCCACACGAAAUCCAGAUUAGCAACAAUAUGAAACUGGUAAUUCUUGAAGAGUAUGACCAGUCCAGUGAAUGGGCUGCUAAGUAUAUCCGCAACCGGAUCGUCCAGUUUAACCCAAGCGCUGACAGAUAUUUUACUUUAGGAUUGCCCACUGGUAGCACUCCGCUUGGCUGUUACAGAAAGUUAAUUGAAUACUACGAAAGUGGAGAUCUUUCAUUUAAAUACGUGAAAACUUUCAACAUGGACGAAUACGUAGGGCUACCCCAGAACCACCCAGAAAGCUACCACUCUUACAUGUGGAACAACUUUUUUAAGCACAUCGACAUUGAGCCAGCCAACACCCACAUUCUGGACGGCAACGCAGCUGAUCUGCAGGCUGAGUGUGAAGCCUUUGAGCAGGAAAUAGCAGCUGCUGGAGGCAUCGCCCUUUUCGUUGGUGGAAUCGGCCCUGACGGUCACAUCGCUUUCAACGAGCCGGGUUCGAGCCUUGUGUCCCGAACCAGGGUGAAGACACUAGCUAAGGAUACCGUUUUAGCUAACGCUAGGUUUUUCGGGAAUGACCUGACAAAGGUCCCCACAAUGGCUUUGACUGUUGGUGUCGGAACAGUGAUGGAUGCCAGAGAGGUCAUGGUGUUAAUUACUGGGGCACACAAAGCUUUCGCCCUGUACAAGGCCAUAGAGGAGGGUGUGAACCACAUGUGGACCGUCUCAGCUUUCCAGCAGCACCCAAGGACCAUCUUUGUGUGUGACGAAGAUGCCACUCUGGAGCUCAGGGUCAAGACGGUCAAGUAUUUCAAAGGCUUGAUGCAUGUUCACAACAGGCUGGUGGAGCCACUAUACAGCAGGAAGGACCACAAGAAUUAAGACACCGUCCUCAGACCCAGCACCAGGAUCUAACCGAUGCAACCUGAGAUGAAACUCUCCUUAACUGCCAAAAAUCCCGUUGUAUAAUGUAAUUUCAGUGAAGACUUGUUCUUUUUUGGAAUGUAAAUGCAUCUCCAAGGGCUUCAUGCUAAAGGCGGAUCUAUACUUCUGCACUAAACCAAACCAUCGGUACAGCAUAGGUAGGGUAUAGCAGCAUGACGUAUGCCAUACCUAAUGCCAUAGCCUGACACUCCUCAGAACUGUAGGUACAUGUUGAGGUGACACAAAUCACGCACGAGUGUAAAUGCGUAGGCCAUUUGGCCAUGACGUAAACUCGGCGUAGACUACACACAGAAGCAUAAAUCAGCCUGAGCAGUUCUAGACAUCUGCUUCCUAGUGUGUUCUAGUCUCAUAGAUUUUGGGAGGCUGCACACUUGAGGAUAGAGACUGAGCCCCACUGAUGUGCUCAGGUGACCUUGCUCAGUCCUGCUCACUAAUGCUGUGCAUUCCACUGGUGCUGCUGGAACAAAUUAUUGCACAUUCCCUGCCUUUCACUUGUGAUGUGCACAAGCAGUGCUAUAAGAUCAUGUUUCUUCUACAAGGAGCCAGCUCCAGCAAACAUAAAUUCCCUCAGAGGUUUUAUAAUGGCACAAUGCUCUGUGAGAUUGGUUACAUUUUUUACAACACUUGAACAGUACUCUGAAAUACUCUUUUGAAUUUGUUACUCUCCAGGCAGAUCACAGUACAGCAUAGUGUUUGGUGUGAUUGGAUCUGUUUUGCAUUCUCAGAAUUGAUGUAAACUGCAAUGGAAAAAAAUGAAGGUGAAUCAGCAAUGUAUGGUUAUGUUAUGACAUGUAUACAACGCUUAAGUUUUAGAUCAUUGGUUUUAUAAUUGUCAAGAAGAAAUGGUUUAUCUAAUGGCUACAACUGGCUGGAAAGGCUCUAAACUAUAGUAUGUCAACUGAAAGAAAUUUAUAGGAACAUAAAUGUUAGAAAUGAAAAAAAACCCACUAAAUACAAAUUCUCUCUUAAAGAUGAGAUAGAAGUUUGCAACUGGUGCAACAGAUGGCCAUAGUUUUCUAGACUGUUAAAUGUGCUUGUUGCCUAAAAACCACGUGUGAAACAAUAUCUCAAAUGAGAGCCCACAACUGACAUUUCUUAUCACAAGCAUCUGUUUCCAGUAUCUCAUCAAACUCCAGUGUCAUAUUUAUAGACAUGAAUUUCACUUAUGUGUUAAAAAAAAAACAAGAACUUGAAAGUACCUAAAAGAUCUCACACAACAUCUGCAAUUAAAACAGAAAUAUUCAUUUAUGAAUGCAAGCGUUCAUAAUGCAGGAGGUGAAAUGUUCAUUAAAAAGCACAGAGCAAAAACGUACACAAAAUAAAUACAAAAAAAGUAACCACCUAGUUGGAGGGGAAAGAUUCUGAAAAUUGUCGUAGAAGUUGAAUGUGCAAUUAAUGAAUAAGUAUACAUUCAGACCUACAUAUCGCAAUAACCGCUCAUAGCAUUCAGGUAAAACACAUUUAAUUGCUUUCACAUUUCCAAGUGAUCCAUCGAUUACUUGUAGAAAUAUUUCAGGUUGGUCAGUAGUGAUUAGAUGGGUGGGCCAAAUGACAGGACUGUCUGAGGAAUGCAGGGCUAUUGUUUCUGAUAGCACCAAAUUAAGUUUUACAAAAUUGUCAAUAUACUUCUAUGAAAAAGAAACUUUAUCCCUGAUAAUGAAUCAAAGGCCUCUUACAGCUACUAAUUACUCUCUUUCAUUCUCUUCAUUGCUGAAUCCCAAAUGUAACUAGCUCCAGAGUCCAGAAAAAUAAAAGGGACCCCAGACUGAUACUUUCAUCACUAUUCUUGGGGUAAGAUUGUAGAAAUCUUCAGUUAACUCGGUGAUAGAUGCCACAUUAAUAGCACCUUUCCCACCACCUACUUUCAUGACCUUCACCUAAUCAUAGCAGUUUGAUGUAUUCAUCACAUGGUGUCUGUUUUACACAUUUUACAUAUUUUGAUUCUUUUCAUUUUUGAGUAUCACAAUGUCUGCAUGUAACACUAUAUUGUCAAGUAUUGGGACACCUGUAUUUACACACACAUGAACUUUAAUGACAUCCCAUUCCUAAUACAUAUGCUUUAAUAUGGAGUUGACCCACCCUUUGCAGCUAUAGCAGCUUCAACUCUUCUAGGAAGGCUGUCCAUAAGGUUUAGGAAUGUGUUUAUGGGAAUUUUUGACCAUUCUUCCAGGAGAGCAUUUGUGAGGUCAGGCACUGAUGUUGAAUGAGAAGGUCUGGCUCACAGUCUCCGUUUUAAUUUAUCCCAAUGGUGUUCUAUCGGGUUGAGGUCAGGGCUCUGUGCAAGCCAGUCAAGUUCCUCCACACCAGACUCACUCAUCCAUGUCCCUAAGGACCUGGCUUUGUGCACUGGUGUGCAAUCGUAUUGGAACAGGAAGGGGCCCUUCUUAAUUAGUGGUCCGAUGUGUUCGAAUGCUGCAGCAUUAAGAGUUCCUUUAAUUGGAAUUCAUGGGCUAAGCUCAUCCCCUGAAAAACAAUCCCACACCAUAUUCCCCACCUCAACCAAACUUUAUAAUGGGCACAAUGCAGUCAGACAAGUACUGUUCUCCUGGUAACUGCCAAACCCAGACUCAUGCCAUACCGAGAAGCGUGAUUCGCCACUCCAGAGAACACGUCUUCACUGCUCUAGUGUCCAGUGGUGGCGUGCUUUAUACCACUGCAUCCAACACUUUCCACUUGCAUUGCACUUGGAUGCAGCUGCUCGGCCAUGGAAACCGAUUCCAAGAAGUUCUCUACGCACUGUUCUUGAGUUAAUCUGAAAGCCACAUGAAGUUUGGAGGUCUGUAGCUAUUGACUCUGCAGACAGUUGGCGACUUCUGCACACUGCGCCUCAGCAUGUGUUGUCCUCGCUCUGUGAAAAAAAGUAAGGGAGUGGUUUACAAAAAGAAAAAUUGGGAAAGACUGCAGAAAACAACCAGACAAAGUGAUAAAAAUAAAUAAAUAAAAUAAAAAAUACAAGAAAAUGAUAUUGUUCUUGUAGAAAAGAUUUCUUUUUACCCAUCCCCUAAACACUUAUCCUGGUUAUGGUCAUGGGGCCUCAGCACAGGGCAGCGGUGCUCCCUAUAUUGGAUGCCAAUUCCCAUACUGAUACACUAUAUGUGCAGUUUAGAAACACCAGUGAGCCUAACUGCAUUUCUUUGGAGUGCAGUGGGAAACCCAUAUAACAGAAGGAGAUCAUGCAAACUCCACACCCAUGAAUGCAUAAUGAAUACAUUAUGAAGGUGCACUGAAUGUUCUAUGAAUGCAUUAUGAAGGUGCACUGAAUGUAAAGCGUCACCAAAUAAAUAUUCUCUCAAGUUAAAUAAAAACAACAAGUAUAAAAAAUUAAAUGUACCUUCAAACACUGAUUUAUCAGUGUCUGCCAUAACCACACACACGUGUGUAUUGGUGCAGCUUCAUCUGCCCCUUUCCGAAUGUUGCUUAGGGGAAACAUGCAAAGGCACAAAAUGGUUACUUGUUUGCUGUAUUCGUUUGGAAUAUACAGACCCGUACAGAAACAUUUCAGUACGAAUAUGUGUCAAUAGAAAAAAUAUUAUUCAAAAAAUGUUUAACUGUGGUUUAACUAGAAUAAGCUCUGUAAGCUGCCACUAAAUGCUCUCCUACUUUGAGGGACAGUGUUUAUUUAGUGGGUAAGAACUUUUGCCUGUGAUUGGAUGGCUGUUGGUUCAAAGCCUGUGGACAGCAAAAUGAUUUCUCCAUUGGGCCCUUAAAACAGCUGCUGUUUUAGAGUGAUGUUAUCCUGAAUUAUUAGCAGUUAUUUGUUAAACAAUAUGAAAUUAUGUUUAAAGAAAACCAUAUGAAAAUAUGGCCAUCUAAACAUACAGAAUACACCACCAGACUAUAUGCAUCAGUAGUUCAGAGGAAUUUACUGUGUUCUGAGGUUGUAGAAAUGCAACACCCCAAAAUCCAACCAUUUAUCCUUUAUUUGUGCUCCCUGAAAUAUACAACAAAAAUGUAUCUAUAUCACUGGCUGUUUCACAACAUAAAUUUCUGAAAAAAUGCAUGUGCUACGUUGACUCAGAAGUGGCCUUUCACCUUAAUGUGUCUGCAGUACAAUGGCAGAUCUCUGUUCCAGUGAGUGUUUUUAGUUAUGGGAACCAUGUGAGAUGGCCUUCCUAGAUUCCCAUGGACUGGUUUAAGUGUCUCACCAAAUCUGACCUCAUGAAAAACACAUGUUUAUCACUGUUACCUGCUAACACUUUGAACAGCUGUUGUUAAUGACUUUCAGAUUUCAUCUGCAAAUACAAUGUAGGCAUUAUUUCUUAAGCUUUAGUAAACAGAUACAGGAGAAAGUUUAGAAAAGUUAGAAUACGAGGAAAAGGAAGAGGAGGUGAGAGAAGCUUAGAAAUGCCAUACAGGAUAUACACCUAAAAUGUGACAUCACUGAGCACUAACCAAUCAGAUUAUAGAGGUGUGGCUUGUCUCCAUUAUAUAAACCUGACAGUGAUCAUAAUUACUAAUGGUUUCACACAGGAGAGACAAUGACAAUGACUUUGAUCCUUUUGUUGUUGUUGGGGUUUGCAGUGCACACCUCCCCAAAAAGGAUUUCUUCCAGGAUCUAUGGCGGGAGAGACUGCCAAAACAAUGAAGCCCGGUAUUAUGUUGGUGUGGAGAGUGAUAAUGGCGGGUGUGGUGGCUCCCUCCUCAGUGAUACUUGGGUACUGACCGCUGCUCACUGUAUUGGCCCAAAUAUGAGAGUCCUCAUUGGAUACCGUGACAACGCAGCAGGACCAUCACAAACAAUUCAUGUUCAAGCUGCUUACUUCCCACCUGCUAAGCAAAACAUGAUGAAUGAUAUUACACUGCUUCAACUGAGUCAAGCCGCUUUGAAUGUGCAGCCUGUUCAUCUCCCAACUGGAUGUAACCCCAGCAACCUUCCCCCACAAAACAAAGAUCUCCUUGUUGCUGGCAUGGGAUCACUGAGAAGCUGGCGAGGAUUUCCUAAACGUUUGCAGUGUGUGAAUCUUCAAGUGAGGAGCUGUAACAUGUUUAAACAACAACCUGGUGACAUCUUCUGUGCUGGGGAUCAAAAUCACCAAACUGGAUCCGGUGACUCUGGUGGUGGCUUGGUGUUCAAUAGCAACAACAACCAAGGAACUCCGGAGGUGUAUGGACUGGUUGAGGGUGGAUAUAAUUACUUUCGGUUUCGGGUGUUUAACUUACCAUGUAUAUUUACAAAUGUGUGUACCCACUUGUCCUGGAUCAAACAUAUAACUCAUCUUUAAUUUUUUUAUGCAAUAAUAAACAAUAAACCAAGCAAGGAUAUUAAGAGCAUACCAAA
Brienomyrus brachyistius is the source of this 6307-nucleotide messenger RNA. Its product is annotated as glucosamine-6-phosphate isomerase 1. The record is from RefSeq and is a predicted model, not a curated record. Gene Ontology annotation, molecular function: glucosamine-6-phosphate deaminase activity; identical protein binding. The transcript is spliced from 11 exons. NCBI's taxonomy places the organism in Eukaryota, Metazoa, Chordata, Actinopteri, Osteoglossiformes, Mormyridae. Gene Ontology annotation, biological process: N-acetylneuraminate catabolic process; D-glucosamine catabolic process; N-acetylglucosamine catabolic process. Gene Ontology annotation, cellular component: cytoplasm. Bases 133 to 966 code for a protein of 277 amino acids.